UUUUGCAGCCCUUGUUGUCACCCAUCGUCGGUGAGGUGGAGAAACUUCUGCCCAUCCCCGGAGCUCUGAUAGGAGCCCUGGCCCCGUAUACCUCAGUACUUAAUCCGCUGCUGCAGUCUGCUGUGCUUCAAAACAAUUUGACGCAGUUCAGCUCUGACGUAGUCACAAGCCUCACAGGACUAGUGGGCGUCUUGGUGAAUGCUGCCCUGCCUGUACCACCCUACAUCAGGCCAGAUAGCGAAGCUCCCAAGUUCGGUUUCAGUGGUGAGGCGUACAAUGUAACGACUUCUGAUGGCUACAUUCUGGGUGUUUUCCGAGUACGCAAUGCAAGUUGCAGUGCUUACCGUGCUGUCGUCGUAAUACCUCCGGGAAUACUUUCCAACGCAGCAUCAUUUAUGUACAUCAAGGAAAAUAGUCUUGUAUAUCGCCUGGCUCGGCGAUGCUACGACGUUUGGCUUCUGACAUUCCGAGGGUACUUGUUCGGCCGAAGUCACACGACUCUUUCCGAUAAAAGUGCGAAAUUCUGGGACUUUUAUCCGUAUCACUGGGGCGCCUACGAUCUUCCGCUUCAGUUGGAAUUUGUUUCCAAUAAGACUGGAAGUACUAAGCUACGCCUCAUGGGGGUGGACCAGGCUGGCACCGCCCUCUUCUUCAUGAAUCACGUGCACGGACAGCGCUACCAGAAGCUUCUCGCAGGAUGCUACCUGUUUGCUCCGAUUGGCUACCUAGGACGUCUCCGUUCACUAGCCUUUGCAACGUUAGCUCUUUUGCGUGAUGUACUCACGACAGUCGGAGCCACGACUCUGCACAACGAGUUCGCCCUCAUGAACCCUACGGUGCACUCUGUCCUGUACAACCUCUGCGGUCGCAUCUCACCUCUGACCUGCUUCUACCUCUUCCAAACACUCGCGGGGAGUUCAAAUGAGAUAAAUUACAAACUGUUCCCGUAUGCGUUUGCCAACCUUCUUGACAGCACUUCGAUAUACACGAUGAACUACUACUUUCAACAAGUAGGACGAUUAAAAUACAUGGCAUUCUUCGACUACGGCGAGGCUGAGAACUUAAGGCGUUACAACCGAUCUACUCCCGAGAAUGUUAACCUCGCUGCCACCACAGUCCCCUGCUCAUUUUACGCUUUAAGACAAGGCACGGUGACUGUAACAGAUGAUAUCCGAGAUACCUUUAAAGCACUGGCUCCCUCAGCGCAGUCGACCAUUGAAGAGUUGGACAAUUUCAACAGCGUCAGUCCUUUUGUGCCGGUUGACGCUGAUGGUCUUUACGGACCACCCAUUAGACAGAUGGAGGCCGACUUACGUCGCUUGUCUUAAGAUUGGUGCCACGCCGAAAUCUUGAUGUGAAGUGGAUAACUCUUGCAAGGUUUCACUUUAGAUAUUUACCAUACAUUACUGUCCAGUUUUGAACUGGUAAUAAAUGUAUACUGACCCUUGA
Messenger RNA from Frankliniella occidentalis (western flower thrips), 1449 nucleotides. RefSeq names its product lipase member K-like. The record is from RefSeq and is a predicted model, not a curated record. Gene Ontology annotation, biological process: lipid metabolic process. Lineage: Eukaryota; Metazoa; Arthropoda; Insecta; Thysanoptera; Thripidae.